Molecule: messenger RNA, 2499 nt
Organism: Hevea brasiliensis (rubber tree)
Lineage: Eukaryota; Viridiplantae; Streptophyta; Magnoliopsida; Malpighiales; Euphorbiaceae
Product: serine/threonine-protein kinase PCRK1
Exons: 4
Coding region: 236-1627 (463 amino acids)
Biological process (GO): protein phosphorylation
Molecular function (GO): protein kinase activity; ATP binding
Source: RefSeq, a predicted model, not a curated record
UUCUAUUUUUUUCUAAGCCAUCUGCGCUCUCCCUCGUGAGUCUCUGACUCUCUCUCUGCAAAAAUCGGCCCUCCUUCUUUUCCAAAGCUCACUAAUCCAACCUUCAAAAACCAGAACCAACUUUUCUUGUUUCUAUCGCUUGUGUAGCACCACACACUAAGCACUUGCCUUUAACUUUGAUAAUAUUCUUUUUUCUUUUCUUUUUUUUUUUGAAUAAUUUUUGGUGGGAUAAAAUAUGAAGUGUUUUCAUUUCACCAACGGGGAGCGGCGAGAGGAAGAGGAAGGAGUCGGGGGCGGCGGUGGUGGUAGUGGAGGAAGCGAUGUCGUUUCAAGGGUGGUGUCCAGGGUGUCAUGGGCAAGGUCGUUGAGUGUGGCGUCGAGUAGCGUGGACACGAGAAGGUCUGAGUUUGACUCUGAGUGUAACUCGUCUAGGGACUUGUCUGACUCGCUCGGUUUCUAUGAGCUUUUGUCUCAGCGGAGAGCUAAUGAUCUGAGAGUCUUCACUUUCGCGGAGCUGAAAUCUGCCAGUCGAGGGUUCAGUAGAGCUCUGUUGAUCGGCGAGGGAGGAUUUGGAUGUGUUUACAGAGGUGUCGUUAGGGUUCCUGAUGAUGAAAACGACGGCCUUGAUUCUAAGAUGGACGUUGCUAUAAAGCAGUUGAAUCGUCACGGUUUCCAGGGGCAUAAGGAAUGGAUAAAUGAAGUGAAUUUUUUGGGUGUUGUUAAGCACCCAAAUCUUGUCAAGUUAGUGGGAUAUUGUGCUGAAGAUGAUGAAAGAGGGAUGCAACGGCUUUUGGUCUAUGAGCUUAUGUGUAACAAAAGCUUAGAGGACCAUUUGUUGGCUCGAGUGCCAACACCUCUUCCAUGGAUGACAAGAUUGAAAAUUGCCCAAGAUGCAGCUCGUGGAUUGGCUUAUCUCCACGAAGAAAUGGAUUUUCAGCUAAUAUUUCGGGAUUUUAAACCAUCAAAUGUUCUGCUAGAUGAGGAAUUCAAUGCAAAGCUUUCAGAUUUUGGUCUGGCUAGGCAGGGACCUCCUGAAGGACUUGGACAUGUUUCAACCUCAGUUGUGGGCACAGUGGGCUAUGCUGCUCCAGAGUAUGUUCAGACUGGCAGGCUGACUGUAAAGAGUGAUGUAUGGAGCUUUGGGGUGGUUCUCUACGAGCUUAUGACAGGAAGGCGAGCAAUAGAGAGAAACCUACCGCGGGCUGAGCAGAAGCUUUUAGAAUGGGUAAGACCAUAUGUAUCAGAUUCAAAGAAGUUCCACCUUAUUUUAGAUCCACGACUUGAAGGAGAUUAUUGCAUCAAAUCAGCCCAGAAACUAGCAUUCCUGGCAAACAAGUGUCUAACAAAACAGCCAAAGUCCCGACCUAAAAUGAGUGAGGUAGUAGAGAUGCUGGGAAACAUCAUAGGUGAGAUAUCAUCUCAAGUUGAUGUUGCCUGUGAACCUGUUUCUGAACAUGAAGAAGUUAAGGAAGAAACCUCUGUGGAGACUGAUGAGUCCAUUAGACAAGGGAAUGGCUAUCGGAAGAAGGUUUUUGAUUUAAGAGAAAUAGUCAACUUGCGGAACAGAUCAAUAGGGAAAUUAGAUUGGAGAAAUUGGACACCUGGGUUGGUAAGAACUUCAGAAUAGACAUUGGGUAGCGAGUAGAAACGCAUACAGCCUUUCUCAUAGUAUUGGAAGAGAAAUGAGUUUAUCCUCACAGUAAAAGAGAUGAAUGCUGGAAUAUAUGAUGCAUAAAGUUGAAGGGUAUUAAUUUUCGUUCUGUUUGCGGGUUAGCUGUAUAUAUAGGUUGUUGGGCCUGAACCGACAAAGACAUGCAAACUACGCUCGUCUCAAAUACACUUUGUAAGGAACAAAUCUGCUUGUCGACUAUAACUUGUAAAUUUUUCCAAGGUGGCUAGCGAGAUGCUGAUUUUCCCGAGUCUUUCUUGCAUGGCUGGAGUGAUUUGUUGAUUUGGGCCAGCCCAGCAACCUACAGGCUACGUCAUUUCUCAUAGGUGUUUUUAUCGUAUUCUGAGUCUGAACGGUCUUCAGGGCUUCCACAGGUUCUCUGAACUAGGAACUUCCCGUCUGUCCUUGACACUCUUGUGGAUCGUGGUCUUCUAGAAGAAACAAAACUAUAUAAAAUUUGUCACAGAUGGUUUCUCCCAUACCGGAUGAGAUGGGACUUGGAAUUGACUGGCUUGGGACCUUAGGUAAUGCAUCCCCAAUUUGAACAAGUUGCCGCCAUGGUCUUACUCUGGCACCCACCGCGGUCCAUGCAUUCCCUCCAGUCUGCUUUUCUCUUCAGGAUUCUGCCCUACACAGCAAUCAAUAACAAUGUCAAUUUCCCUCCUCUCUUUUUCUUCUGUUUUUCUGCUUCUUAUUAGAAUGAUCUGGGUCUUGUUACUCUUCUGAAUAAGCUGCUCCCAUUUUAUAGCCUUCUUAAGAGAGGAUGGUUAUAGCUUAGAGCUGUUAAAAGUUUUGCUUGAAUUAAACGGAAAUUAUGCUUUUGAACUUUA